Molecule: messenger RNA, 1722 nt
Organism: Panicum hallii
Lineage: Eukaryota; Viridiplantae; Streptophyta; Magnoliopsida; Poales; Poaceae
Product: dihydroorotase, mitochondrial
Exons: 7
Coding region: 131-1348 (405 amino acids)
Biological process (GO): pyrimidine nucleotide biosynthetic process; 'de novo' pyrimidine nucleobase biosynthetic process
Cellular component (GO): chloroplast; cytoplasm
Molecular function (GO): dihydroorotase activity
Source: RefSeq, a predicted model, not a curated record
CCAAGGAACCCGGACUUCACCCCCGCGCGGCCGCACCGCGCUCCCGCAGUCCCCGGCUCCCCGCAGCCCCACCACGCCGCGCUCGCCACCGGAGAGCGGAGAGGUCAAUAGAAUAAAGCGAGCGAACCCAAUGCAGGCCGCAACCACCACCACCACCACCACCACCGUCUGCGCGCACCCGCACACGAAGCCUUCGUCGGCCCCCUUCCUCCGGCUGUCCCCUCCUUGCCGCGUCAGCUUCCGCGCUUCUCUGCUCCCGAACCUGAGGGCGACCGCCAUGGCAGCCACGUCGCAGCAGCAGGAGCAGCUGGUCAUCACGCGCCCCGACGACUGGCACCUCCACAUUCGUGAAGGCGGCGUCCUCGAGGCUGUGCUGCCACACAGCGCGAGGCAUUUUGGGAGGGCUAUCAUCAUGCCCAACUUGAAGCCGCCGGUGACCACGACGGCGCGCGCCGUGGAGUACAGGGAGGAGAUCAUGAGGGCGCUGCCGCCCGGGAGUAGUUUCGUGCCACUCAUGACGCUUUACCUCACGGACAACACUAGUCCGGAGGAGAUCAAACUCGCAAGAAAGAGUGGUGUAGUCUUUGCUGUGAAGCUGUAUCCUGCCGGAGCAACUACCAAUUCCCAAGAUGGUGUCACUGACAUUGGGAAAUGCUUGCCUGUCCUCGAGGAGAUGGUCAGGCAGGAAAUGCCUUUGCUUGUUCAUGGUGAAGUCACAGAUCCACAUGUUGACACCUUUGACCGGGAGAAGGUUUUUAUUGAUAGAAUAUUGGCACCACUUGGACAAAAACUUCCACAGCUGAAAAUCGUCAUGGAACAUAUCACAACUAUGGAUGCAGUGAACUUCAUAGAAUCAUGUGAAGAAGGUCAUGUUGCUGCAACAGUGACUCCCCAGCAUCUCCUCCUCAAUAGGAAUGCUUUAUUUCAGGGUGGCUUGCAGCCACACAAUUACUGCUUGCCAGUACUGAAAAGAGAGAUUCAUAGACAAGCUAUUGUAUCUGCUGUAACAAGUGGGAGUAGAAGGUACUUUCUUGGUACCGAUAGCGCUCCCCAUGAUAAACGGAACAAAGAAUGUUCCUGUGGAUGCGCAGGAAUAUACAGUGCUCCUGUUGCCUUGUCUCUUUACGCGAAGGUAUUUGAAGAGGCUGGUGCCCUAGAUAAGUUAGAAGCAUUUACAAGCUUCAACGGCCCUGAUUUUUAUGGCUUACCAAGGAACACAUCCAAGAUUGUCUUGAGAAAGAGUGCCUGGAAAGUUCCCGCAUCCUAUAAACACAGUUCAGGGGAGAUUGUGCCUAUGUUUACUGGCAGCACCCUUGAUUGGCUUCCAUCUGAUCAGCCUGAAGAAUAAACAAUUUGCAUUAUUGGACGAUGCACUUGGGUGGAAUCAAUAAGUGGAGUCAUUCCAUUUGUUUUCCUCGUUUUCUGUUAGAAUCAGCAUAGGAAACUGUCUUCAGACAUAAGCUUGUCCUAUGCCUCUACGUGAAAUUCUUGAAGGCAAGACUAGCGAGAAUAACAUAUCGAAAGCAAUGGCGAAAUGUCUGCUUGUUGAGUUAUAUUAUAUCCUUUUGGGAUUGCAGACUUGCAGUACAAUUUCAGAAACGGGGCACAGUAUACUGUUUUUUUUUGUUGAAAGCAACAGUGUACUGUUUUCAAGGGUGAUCUACUGAUCUAGGCAUCAGGGCACCCAUGAUGAAUGAAUAAUUGAAUUUACAUCGCUGAGUA